Molecule: messenger RNA, 945 nt
Organism: Lactuca saligna
Lineage: Eukaryota; Viridiplantae; Streptophyta; Magnoliopsida; Asterales; Asteraceae
Source: the annotation of a GenBank genome assembly
AUGGCAUUUUACAUCAAAGGUCCAAACUUUGCAACACUAGAGACGGGUAGUUCUAAGUUAACUCCUCAGGAUCAGAAACUCACAUUCGUCCAAGAAACCGUUGUUACAGAGUGUAACGAUUUUUCUGGAUCUGAGUUUGGGUUUUCAUUUGUUGAUUAUCAAAAUGUGUUAUCAUUCGCUCAUCCUCAAGAUACAUCUGUUGAUGUUAUAAGUUUGGUUGUCGCAGUUGCUGAGAUGCAACGAGAUCAUCCAUAUAAAUCAAAACACAAGCUGAACAUCAACAUCCAAGAUGCAAAAGGCUUGCAACUUCAUGUCAAUUUGUGGGGUGAUUAUGCAUACAAGAUGCAAGAGUAUAUACAUAACAAUCCACAUCGUCCAAGUGUAAACACAUACUUUACCUCUUUCAAGUUGUUCAUUAAGUCUGACAUAGAUGAAAUUAUUUAUUUCAACAAAAGUUUGGAUGGAGAUGAUGGUCCAGAUUCAUCUACAUAUACAUCUUCAGCUAUUCCAUCCAAUCAACUUUCUGAAUAUGAUGAUUUCACGGUAAAAAAUAAGUUGAAUGCUAUCACUGAGGUUUGGGAACCCGGUGAGAAUAAAAAAUGGUAUUAUCAAGCAUGUACCAACUGUUUUGGGAAAGGAGUUCCAUCAGAUGAAAGUGAUGCUCAUCGAACCAAUUCUUAUGUAUCUCGUAAUGAAAAUUGCACAAAAACUACCACAAUGGUUGUUCCAAGCUUUAUGAUUCCUAUACGUGUGCAAGAUAUUAAUGGAACUCUAACAUUAACCAUGUUUAAGAGAGAUGGAAAGCAUUUGUUGAAGCAAUCAGCAAAAGAUUUGGUUAAAAAAAUGAUCGAGGAUGCAAUUUCUGGAACGGACGAUAACAUAACUCCUUCCACUCUCGAUAAAAACGAGACAACAAGUCUGAUGAAGGGUUUAAUCUUAAAGUGA